AGAGAUGAGCGGGCAGAGCGGCGCCCGCCAAGAUGGCGGCGCCCAGUGAGGAGGAGGGGGCGGUGGGGCGCAGGUGCCACCAGCGCUCCGCGGCCAUGCUGGACGUGCCCUUCUUGCCCUUCUGUGCCUUCCUGGGAACGCUGGGAUUGCUCUGCGUGGCCAUGGUGGGCUCCUGGUGCCAGCACUGGCGCGGGGGCUUUUCCCUGGACGGCAGCUCCCGGACAUUCAACUGGCACCCGGUGCUGAUGGUGACGGGAUUGGUGGUGCUCUACGGCACAGCUGCCCUGGUUUACCGCAUUCCCUACACAUGGAGUGGCCCCAAGCUUCCCUGGAAGGUGCUGCACGGCAGCUUGGCUUUGGGGGCGUUCAUCCUGACCGUGCUGGGGCUGUCGGCCGUGUUCUGCUUCCACAACUCCCAAGGGACGCCCAACAUGUACUCGCUGCACAGCUGGAUGGGGCUGGGAACUGUCCUGCUCUUCUCCUGCCAGUGGGUGGCGGGUUUUGGAGCAUUCCUGCUUCCCUGGGCUCCCACCUGGCUGCGGGCACUCUACAAGCCCAUCCACGUUUUCUUCGGCUCCACCAUCCUCUUGUUGUCCGUGGCUUCCUGUGUGUCAGGAAUCAACGAGAAGCUUUUCUUCAGCCUGAAGAACGGGACAAUGCAGUACAAGCUCCUGCCGGCUGAGGCUGUGUUUGCCAACACCCUGGGACUCCUCAUCCUCAUUUUUGGAGUGCUGGUGGUGGCUGCCCUGGCCAGGCCCAGCUGGAAGCGCCCAGAUUCCGACUCCCCAGAUUCCCGGCAGCCCCUGCUCUCUGCCGAGCGUUGAUCCCAGGGAUCUCCCAUCACUCCCAAGCUGCAUCCAUGUGCCUCCACGUGCCAGCUCCUGCCUGGAUCCCCGGCCAUGCCAAACCCCAGUGCUUGCCGGUGCCAUCCCUCAAUGCCACAGCUGGAGCUGCUGCAGCCUCGCUGGAACAAAGAGGAACAUCCCUAUCAUUCCCACUCCAGAGGAUCCGGCUCAGGGUGGAGCCACUCAGGGACCUCAUAGACAUGGAAUAAAACAUUGGCUUCUGCAGGG
Molecule: messenger RNA, 1073 nt
Organism: Lonchura striata (white-rumped munia)
Lineage: Eukaryota; Metazoa; Chordata; Aves; Passeriformes; Estrildidae
Gene: CYB561A3
Product: cytochrome b561 family member A3
Cellular component (GO): lysosomal membrane
Molecular function (GO): oxidoreductase activity
Source: RefSeq, a predicted model, not a curated record